Molecule: messenger RNA, 1145 nt
Organism: Aspergillus steynii IBT 23096
Lineage: Eukaryota; Fungi; Ascomycota; Eurotiomycetes; Eurotiales; Aspergillaceae
Product: zinc finger MYND domain-containing protein
Exons: 1
Coding region: 31-1014 (327 amino acids)
Source: RefSeq, a predicted model, not a curated record
AAGUUCCUCCCUCUACCCGUCAGCAACGGAAUGUCGUCAACUCUCGAUAUCAUCGAGGGGUGCAGUCUGUGCAACCGCCCCAUCACUUCCCACGAAUGCCAAGGCUGCCAGGUUGUCUCCUACUGCAGCCCCGAACACUUGCAUCAGCACCAGCCCAUCCACCAGGAGGCUUGUGACCCUAUUUCUCGCGCGCGCCGCGAAACUGAACUCUACAAUCUUCGCGAUGAGGAUGGAAACAUCAUAACUCCUCAGGAAGUGGAUGUUAGAGAACGGGGGUGGCGCUUUCGCUCGGACAAUUUCAGAUACGCCGCUUCUCGCCUUGGAUGGGUCGAGGCCCUUGAACACCUGCACACUCGCAAGGCUCUCGAAGCACAGUUGGAGCAUCUCAUAGAAGCUGCGCACUUGUUUCAAAACGACGAGGAAAACAAAACCGGCAUCCUCCGUCUGCUGUUCCGGUUGGGUCGACAUGCGGAAUUCUACAGCCUCGCGAAGUCCCGCAUCACUGCUGAUUGGGGGCAACCCCUGCAGAGCUGGGUAGCUACAAGAGAAAACAGUUCCGAUCCAUUCGAGGAUUCCAAAUGGCUCCUUGACAACGAAUUCGAAAUCGACACCGCCUUACUGCUUUUGCUACUCAAAGUCAACAUGCUGCACGAUUUGGUCGCACUAAACGCAGCCGCCGUCACAGCCGGGCCCAAGGUUCCGCAAGAGAUUCUCGAUCACAUUUGCUCAUAUGUCCUAACUACGUCAAUUAUUGCAAACGAGCGCAAAGCCUUCUUCGGAAACGAGAAUACCGAGCAUAUCGGCAAGCUCCGUGCUCAGAUCAAAGAGCUGUAUGGCGUGAUCUCCAGAAAGAGGCCCGACGCGUGGAAUCUAGUGAUAGGAAACAAGGCGGGCGAAUUGCCAGAGCAAGCAACCGCACCUGUGAAUCUGGGCCAUAUUUACUCGCUGGAUGUUUGGAAUGCGAACCGAUGGGCUAUCGAGUAUAUCUCAAAGCUUCGGGAAUCCUGUCCGUGAACCGACCAUGACGUACCUUUCCCAGGACGCAGAGAUGAUUUAACGUGGUUUCUUUCUUGUGUUGUUACUUGGAUGUUGUUCACACCUCACCUGAUUAGGUUGCAGGUGAAGAUAGUGCGGCUAUUUUCGAC